Limulus polyphemus (Atlantic horseshoe crab) is the source of this 1664-nucleotide messenger RNA. Its product is annotated as plipastatin synthase subunit B-like. The transcript has a single exon. Lineage: Eukaryota; Metazoa; Arthropoda; Merostomata; Xiphosura; Limulidae. The record is from RefSeq and is a predicted model, not a curated record. The annotation marks the transcript as partial.
AGUUUCCAGAAGAUGAACAGAGGCUUCACGACCAGCCUUCUCUUGCGGUUAUAAUGUUAACAUCAGGAAGCACUGGGGAACCAAAAGGAGUCCGUCUUGGUUACAGAAACCUUAACAACAGGUUUAAGUGGCAACUUCUAAACUUCCCCAUGGACUGUAACACAACGUGCUCUGCUACAAAAAGCCUUACUUUUGUUGACUCUCUGACUGAAACAUUUCCACCACUGAUGGCUGGUAAACCUCUGGUUAUCCUUCCAAAUAUUAUAACCCAGAAUCCUAAAAGUCUUCUUCAACAUCUUCAGAAACAUCAAGUCACCAGGAUAGUCGUUGUACCAACUUUGUUACAAAUGAUUCUUUGGUAUCUCAAGAUUGAACCAAGUUUCCGAGAAAACUCAACCAUAAAGUUAUGGGUAUGUAGCGGAGAAACUCUCACAAAGAAACUUCUGACAGAAUUCUUUCUAGCUUUCCCUUCUGGCAAAAUUGCUAAUUUCUAUGGAUCUACAGAAACCACCGGUGAUGUAACGUUUGCUUUAUUUGAUGGAGAAGAACAAUGUUAUCAUCAUGUUGAAGAUUUAGUUCCAAUUGGCCAACCUCUAUCUAAUACUGAAAUAUAUGUAACGAACGAUUAUUUGCAGAAUGUGCCAGAAGGAACAGUAGGAGAAAUAUGUGUUAGUGGAUUGAAUGUGGCCGAGGGCUACCACGCAACGAAGAGAAAAGAUUCGGCUAGCUUUCUUCAUAAUCCGUUUUCAGACAAAUAUGACAUUGUUUAUAAGACAGGAGAUCUAGGGUUUGUUCGAAAUAACAUUUUGUAUUACGCUGGUCGGAAAGACAUGCAAGUAAAAAUUCGGGGAAUGAGGGUAAACUUAGAAGAAAUCCGAAGAGCUAUUGAAGUUAUACCAGAGAUAAAACAAGUGGCUGUUUGCUGUGAUAAUCCACAAGAUUUGGACCCAAACAUCUUAGCUUUCUUCACUCCAAAGCAAGGCCAUGAUUUAAAAACCAGGGCUGUCCAAGAAACCCUUGAACACGUUCUUCCGAACUUCAUGAUCCCUAAAAUAUUUAAAGUGGACCAGAUGCCUCUCCUGGCUAGUGGCAAUAUUGAUCAAUAUGCAUUAAAGAAAAUGAUCAACAGAGAAACUAAACAUGACGGAACUGCAUCAUUGGAAGUUGAUAAAUAUGUCAACACAAACAAAGACAUUGUGGAUAUCAUAUCGUCAAUACUUGCAGUAGAUAAGCCAAUGUUGGACAUCAAUAAAUCUUUUUUCCAAAAUGGUGGAACUUCUGUAACAGCAGUUGAAACUGUCAUCAAGCUAAAUGAAUUUGGGUACCUUGUUGAUAUAGAUGAUUUUCUUACAGCACCGUCGUUAAGUUCUCUUAUACAAACUGUUGCUGGCUUCCAAUCAGAUGAGAGUAAGUUAACUCAACUGAAAGUUCAAAAUAUAUCGAAUGUGACAAAUUUUGACGAUGUUGCACAUGUAAUUGCAGAAUCAUUUACCAAGAAAAACCCUUUAGAUUUGUUUUUAAAAACGUCUGUCGAGGACCAUACUGAGUUCCUGAGGCUCCUGUGGAAAGAUUUGGUGCAGCAUGAACUUUCUUUUGUUGCUGUUAACGAAACUUCCCACAUUGUUGGAGUUAUGAUCAACCUUGACUUCUUCGACGAACCUCAA